Molecule: messenger RNA, 1322 nt
Organism: Grammomys surdaster
Lineage: Eukaryota; Metazoa; Chordata; Mammalia; Rodentia; Muridae
Gene: Inca1
Product: inhibitor of CDK, cyclin A1 interacting protein 1
Exons: 8
Coding region: 481-1065 (194 amino acids)
Biological process (GO): negative regulation of cell population proliferation; negative regulation of cyclin-dependent protein serine/threonine kinase activity
Cellular component (GO): cytoplasm
Molecular function (GO): cyclin-dependent protein serine/threonine kinase inhibitor activity; cyclin binding
Source: RefSeq, a predicted model, not a curated record
UUCUGGCGAGCCAGGCAAGUGGGCGACCGGGGUCACUACGGAGCUGCUCCUUCCUGCUAGACCUGAGGUUCCAGAACUCGCUUCGAAGUUGCCUCAGGUGAUGGGGCCAAAGGCUGCAGAGACGUCGCCGACAUAGUCGCUCAGACGCUCUCCUCUCAGAUAGCCUUCUCGAUGUUCAGUCCCCUUCCAAUCUCUAGACUUGCUGAUAGUCUAGUCCCCACAGCCAUUAUAUGAGUGAAUGAUUCAUUAUUCAUUAUCCUCCCAGCACCAAGGAGAUCCAGUCUUGCUACCUAGCCAAGUCCAGUCAUGCAGGGUCAGGAAGAUGGAGACAGCAUCCUUCCUUUUGCCAAACUGGAGUUCACAUUUUCUCAGAGUAGAAGCCAGUAAGUCCCAGCAAUACAGUAUCCAUCCCUUCCAAGGUGUUCCAGAGUGGUCAGCCGAUUUUCACCCCGAAGCCUGCCUUCCCAGAAUAGCAGACCAAUGCCUCAGCCUUAUGGAGAGACCUUCUGGGAGAAUCUUAGCCAAAGGUCUAGCUCCAACUGGAUGGGAGAACAGUACAUUCCACCAAUUCUGAGGGCCACUGGUUGCUCCCAGCCUGGCCUGCACCCUCUUGAGGGGCUCCCUCCUCCUGAGAAGCUUUGGAGAAGAAAGAGAAGGAAGCUGCAUUUGGAAAGAAUGCAGAAGGGCCCUGGAAGCAUUCCAGCCCGUGUGAGAGCAGUUACUUAUCAUCUGGAGGACCUGAGAAGGCGCCAGGGACUCAUCAAUGAACUGAAGAAGGCCCAGUGGGGCAGCUCCGAGGCUAUGCCUGACCUCCCAGUGCUUGAAGAGGGCUGUGAACUUCUCAGCACUACAAAAUACCUUGAUGUGGAAGAAGAGAGGGCAACUUAUCCACAAGAAGAAAAUUAUUUUAUCACUCCCAGGGAUCAGCUGCUUUGGUCUCCCUGGACUCCUGUAGGCCAGCAGGGAUCCUCUGGGCAGCUAAGCUCUCUGGCCUACAGCACUGUUACAGCCAGAAAGAACCCCAUUUACAAUCCCCAGAGGAUGGAGUUGGAGUAUGAGGAGUAGUGGGAAAUCGUCCAAGCCCAAGCUACGGGACCCAAGACCAAUUCAAACAUCAAGACUCCCCAUUGCUAGCUUCAAGGCGGUUGUUUCCUCUCUCCUAACCCUAACUGUUGUCUCCAUCCCAUAGAGUAGGCAUUCACAGCCCACUUGAGUUCCUGCCCAAUUAUCCUGCCCACUCACAGCCGGGUUUUUCUCUAGGCCAGACCCUGGUCUUGUGUUCUCUCUGUUCUGUUAUUAAAGAGCCCCAAGUAGUCUUGUUU